Lathyrus oleraceus (garden pea) is the source of this 1549-nucleotide messenger RNA. RefSeq names its product microtubule-associated protein 70-5. NCBI's taxonomy places the organism in Eukaryota, Viridiplantae, Streptophyta, Magnoliopsida, Fabales, Fabaceae. The record is from RefSeq and is a predicted model, not a curated record. The coding region runs from base 27 to 1295 and encodes 422 amino acids. Gene Ontology annotation, biological process: cytoskeleton organization. The transcript has 9 exons. Gene Ontology annotation, molecular function: microtubule binding.
AUGUGUGCAUUUUCCAUGCUACUGAAAUGGUGAAGUGUAAAAAGCUACAUGGAGAGGAACUUCCACUUGUUCUCUCAGACCCUAUAGUAUUGGAGAUUAAUCAUUUACAAAACCAAUUCAAAGAAAAAGUUAAGGAGCUAACUACUUGCCAAAAUGAAAUCAAAGCAUUCAAAGCAACUGAGUCACUCAAGGAUAAGGCCAUAGAAAAGUUAAGAAGUGAAGCGAGUAAACUUGAUGAGAGACUUAGACUUGUAGAGGAUCAUCUUAAGCAAAAGAAUCUAGAAAUGAAGAAACUGAGAGAUGAAAAGAAAGAAGCAUUGGCUGCACAAUAUGCAGCUGAAGCAACACUUAGAAGAGUGCAUGCAAAUCAAAAGAAUGAAGAUUAUGUUCCAAUUCAUAAUAGUGUCAUUGCUAACGGCGCAACGGCUAAUAUUGUUCGCGAUUACCAAAGACAGAUCUUUGAAUUGCAAGAGGAGAAAAGAACACUGGAGAGGGAACUAGCAAGAGUAAAAGUUUCGGCGAAUAGGGUUGCAAAAGUUGCGGCUAAUGAGUGGAAGGAUGAAAGUGAUAAGGUCAUGCCUCUUAGACAAUGGCAAGAAGAGAAAAGGAUUAUGCAGGCAGAGAUGCAACGGUUAAAAGACAAACAAUCUAUAUCAGAAAGAACGGCUAAGGCGGAGUCGCGUCUAAAGGAAAAACUUAAAGUGAGGCUAGAAACAGUUGAGGAAGGUUUAAAACAUUUUUCAAGUUACUCAACCACUUCAAAUGUGUUUUGUUGGUCUCCAAAAGCAGAAAGUCCUAUGAAAAUGAAUUACACUUCUCAAGAAAGCAUGAGUUCAACCACUUCAAGAAGUAAAGUUUCUGAUAUUGGUGAAAAGGAAAAUGAGAUGAAAGUGAACACAGACAUGAGUUUAAACCACUUCAACGAUGAAAGUGACGCGACCAAAAUUGUAAUCGUUGUUGAUUUGGAUGAAGAAGACUUCGAAAGCAAGAAACCAAAUGAUUCGGGCGGUGACGAUUUGGUUUCAGGUUUUCUAUAUGAUAGGCUGCAAAAAGAGGUCAUCAAAUUGAGGAAAUCUUGUGAAACCAAAGAUAGUAGUUUGCAGGAUAAAGAUGAAGAAAUUAAGAUGCUCGUGAAGAAAGUUGAUGCACUGACCAAAGCCAUGGAAGUAGAGAGGAAGAAAAUGACAAGAGAAGUAGCUGCUAGAGAAAAGGAGAUUUCAUGUAUAAAGUCACCAGAUGAUAACAUGAAACACAGAAACACAAACUCCUCCAAAAGGGCCAUGAAAGAACAUUGACGAAUCUUUACUUGAAAACCAUGUCCAGCUGCGAAAAAAAAAGUAGGAGGCAUUUUCAUGAAAACUUCUUCAUGUAGAUCACCAUGUAGAAACACACUGUGAACAUCUAUCUGCUAGAGUUACCAUCCUUUCUAUGCUACUACUAUUAAGAUAGUGCGUAAUCACUAAUUUAACCAAGGGUGCAAAUGUUUCGGUGUAAUUAAUUCCUUCCAUUUGAAGAUUGUCUAGUAUAAUUAAUCGGAUUUGAGACAAUU